This is a messenger RNA of Centrocercus urophasianus (Greater sage-grouse), 2549 nucleotides long. RefSeq names its product SRY-box transcription factor 7 (gene SOX7). Bases 1 to 1134 code for a protein of 377 amino acids. The transcript has 2 exons. Gene Ontology annotation, molecular function: DNA-binding transcription factor activity, RNA polymerase II-specific; RNA polymerase II cis-regulatory region sequence-specific DNA binding. The record is from RefSeq and is a predicted model, not a curated record. Gene Ontology annotation, biological process: regulation of DNA-templated transcription; cell differentiation; anatomical structure morphogenesis. NCBI's taxonomy places the organism in Eukaryota, Metazoa, Chordata, Aves, Galliformes, Phasianidae.
AUGGCCGCGUUAAUGAGCACCUACCCGUGGCCGGAGAGGUUGGAGGGGGGGGAGGCCGAGGGGCUGCAAGCGGGGCCGCCCCCAAGGUGCCCACCGGGGGAGAAGGGAGGCGAGAGUCGCAUCCGCCGCCCCAUGAACGCUUUCAUGGUGUGGGCGAAAGACGAGAGGAAAAGGUUGGCCGUGCAGAACCCCGACCUGCACAACGCGGAGCUCAGCAAGAUGCUCGGCAAAUCCUGGAAGGCUCUGAGCCUCUCACAGAAGCGACCCUAUGUGGAGGAGGCCGAGCGGCUGCGGGUCAAACACAUGCAAGAUUAUCCCAACUACAAGUACCGGCCGCGGAGGAAGAAGCAAGUCAAGAGGAUCUGCAAGAGGGUAGACCCCGGUUUUUUGCUGGGCAGCCUCGCACGGGACCAAAACGCCGUGCCUGAGAAGCGGACCUGUGGCCGGGCUGGGGGUGAGAAAGAGGGGCCGGGUGAGUAUCCCCCUCGCCCAGGGCUGCCGCCCAUCCGGGGCUACCGGGAUCCCCCAGGCAGCGGCAGCAGCACCAGCGUGGACGCCUACCCCUAUGGGCUGCCCACCCCUCCCGAGAUGUCUCCGUUGGAUGCCAUAGACCCUGAACAGAGCUUCUUCUCCUCACCCUGCCCUGAGGAUCAUCACCGCUCCCACCUCGCCGGAGCUUCCUUCUCCCCGGAGUAUGCGGGCAGCUCCCUCCAGUGCAACCACCACCCUCUCAGCCCCAUGCCGCAGCCAAAUUCCUGCAUGAUCCCCCCGGCCUCCAGCUGUCCUCCCCUUCCUCCUCCUCCUCCUCCAAGCUACUACACACCCGCUUUCCCCUCUCUGCACCCCACCAGCCUCCAUGCCCACCUGGGCCAGCUCUCUCCACCGCCUGACCACCAUGGCUUUGAUACCUUGGACCAGCUGAGCCAAGCUGAGCUGUUGGGGGAGAUGGACCGUAAUGAAUUUGAUCAAUAUCUCAACACCCCCGGCCACAGCGACCACCAUGCUGGAAGCUUGGCCAAUGGACACGUCCCUGCAGCCUCAACAGCUGGCAGCUCCCACGCUGCAGAGACCAGCCUCAUCUCCGUCCUUGCCGACGCCACGGCCACCUACUACAACAACUACAGCGUCUCUUAGAGCCGUGGCCACGUAGGCCUGCUGAGGAAGGGCCUGACAGCAUUGCAAGGGGACACUGCUCGUUUCCCCUUAGGGUGUCCGAAUCCAAACCACGAGGGCCAUGGAGUCUCCUUGGUGCUUAGGUAAAGGAUUUCGGUUGUCAGCUUGCCACAGGUGCAAAGCGUUGGGUGUCGUGCUCCAAAAUGGCCAAGGGGGGGUUCCUGCUGUCAAAGCCCCUCUUCCAAAGCAGAGAUGGUCUGGGUGCACAGGAAGGUUGCAUCCUGUUUUCGGGUGCCCUCAAUUCUGCUUUGGAGUCUGGAGGCUGGAGCGGAGGCUCACAGACAGCAUGGGUGAAACCCCUUUGAAGGGGAGAAGUCAGGAAGUGGGGAAAAAGGGAAGAUUUUGCUAAAUGAGCACGUGAUCUGUGAGUGUGCUUUACCCCAAGAGCCUACUCUGGGAUUUGGGCCCAGGCAAGCAGUGCUGCCCCGUGUCCCUGCUCUUGGUGUCGGUGAUGCUGCCUUCCAGCCAGGCCAAGCACACCAGCAGAGUCAAACAUUGCCUUUCCCCCAUCCCCAAACAUGUCAUGUUGUCCCAAGUGAUGUCUUCAUCCCUGGGGACACCCCAGAGGACAAGGCAGCAGCCCUGGGUGAGGCAGCUUGGGGUGCAACCUCCAUGCAUGUCGGGUGAGGCUGAGAUCAGGGGUGCGUGGCAGGAUCCGGCCCUCUAUGGAUCCUGCUUGGCCUUCCAACAAGAGCGAUCCCAACGUGGGAGCGGCAGGAGCUCCGCACCCACCAGGCCAGGAAAAAGCCUUCGGAUGAGCACUUUGGCAAAGAGAUGAUGAUGUAGCAGACACAUUUGUAUCAAGCAUCCUUUGAGGACGAACGCUUAAUGUUUCGAGCCGCAGUGCCCAAUGUCUCCUCUAACUUCCGCGUGUUAUUGCUUGUAAUAAAGCUGUACAUUGAUUUAUUCCUUCCAUUAUUCCUCCCCUCGGAUUUUGUAUUGCUCGAGUUCUCUUUCUUUUCAUAAAGAUGAAGCUUUAUUUUAAAUCAGUUAUAUGACAUGAUUAAUCUUAGUGUUUACUGUAUGGCACUUGGUAAUGAUUAGUUAGUAGCGUGGCUAUGAUUUUCUGGUUUUCAGUCCCGGACGUGUAUUAAUAAUAAUUGCAAAUAAUACUUAAAAAACACAACUUCACAGGUUUUUAAGCUAAUACAUUCCAUCUUUUUUGUGUGACUCUAUGCAUUUUGAAUGAGUGUACAUAUGAGUUUGCAUAAAAUAUUUAAUUUAAAUAAAUAUGUUUUUAUACAAUGAUUGUUUUAUGAUUUAAAUUGCUGUAGCUAUUGACAAAGUUUUCAAAGGAGAAACAUUUCCUGUGCGAGUGCUAUUUUUUUAAGGGUUUUUUUUGUUGUUUUUUGUUUCAGCCAAACUCUUCUACUUCU